ACAUUGACAUAUUCCAAUGACACGUGGGUUAUGAUUGAUCUGGAUGGAGUGAUUAUUGUAGACCACGUUGAAAUCAGUUCACCUCCCCCAGAAACAGAUGUAGAUAUUAAGAUAUACAUUGAGGAAACUGUUGUACCAACCUUCGCCGACACCGUUUGUGGGGAAAAUUCUGGGAUAAUUACAAGCAGCAUAGACAUUGUUUGCUCACCAAAAAUUGAAGGAAGAUAUGUGUUUGUGAAAGUAACCCUAGUAGUGAAUGAAACCAUUACUCUUUCUGACAUCAAAGUUUAUGGGGAGGACGCACCCUCUGGUAAUCCUGUGGGUGUAGUGAAUGGUAAAUGGGGCGCGUGGUCAUCUAUGACUGAGUGUAACCGGCAGUGUGGCGGGGGAAAGCAGUACAGAGUUAGAGAUUGUGACUCCCCAGCUCCUGCAAAUGGUGGUGAAGAUUGUCCCGGGGAAAAGUAUGAUAUAACAACUUGCAACGAGGAUCAAUGUCCAUUUGUUAAUGGUGGAUGGAGUGGCUGGCAAGAAUGGUCAAACUGCUCGGUCCAAUGUGGAGAUGGAGUUCAAGUCAGAUUUAGAACUUGUGAUAAUCCAAUUCCACUUGGUGGUGGGGUGUAUUGUGCAGCAGAUCCGUAUAGCACUCAAGAAUGUUCUAGCACAUGUAGUGGCAUAACAGAAUGUGGUACGGGGCAAAUCAAAUGUUCCAAUGGGGCGUGCAUGGAGGGACUGCGUUGUGAUAAUGUUGAAGAUUGUACAGACGGCUCAGACGAGACAGGAUGUACAGAAACAGAAUACAAUGUUGCACGAGAUGCUUUUGCAGAUAUAUUGAGACAAGAUAAUCCCACUGCUAUAUUUUUGAACUCAGGAGUAGACCGAGUACAAGGGGAGGCAACUAUAGUAGCAUUAUUGGGACAAUUCAUUGCACUUUUAUGCAUGUGCAUGUAAAUAAUUUAUACCAGCUUUUGUAAGAGCCGUAGAAAUUCGAAUUGCAACCAAAUCAUCUAAACGAGAUGGUGGAGAUCACCCGAUUGAGUUGCCAGGAGCUGUAGUUACAUCAGCCAAACGAUGAAUGACGUGCAAAUCGUGCUUAUGACCCAAAAGCAUUUCCAAAGUGCCAAAACUUAAAAAUAGAUUAUAUGGAUAUCGAGUGAGAUUGACAAGAAUAUUUCUGCCAGUGCUCGUCAUGAUAAACCAUGACAUCUCAU
Molecule: messenger RNA, 1208 nt
Organism: Owenia fusiformis
Lineage: Eukaryota; Metazoa; Annelida; Polychaeta; Sabellida; Oweniidae
Source: the annotation of a GenBank genome assembly